Aricia agestis (brown argus) is the source of this 2952-nucleotide messenger RNA. RefSeq names its product probable leucine--tRNA ligase, mitochondrial (gene LeuRS-m). NCBI's taxonomy places the organism in Eukaryota, Metazoa, Arthropoda, Insecta, Lepidoptera, Lycaenidae. The record is from RefSeq and is a predicted model, not a curated record. The transcript has 6 exons. Gene Ontology annotation, molecular function: ATP binding; leucine-tRNA ligase activity. Gene Ontology annotation, cellular component: mitochondrion. Bases 312 to 2909 code for a protein of 865 amino acids. Gene Ontology annotation, biological process: leucyl-tRNA aminoacylation; mitochondrial translation.
AAAUAAGUAAUGUAUACUGUUAAAGUAAAGAUAAUUAAUCCAUGCCUCUAGUUCUUGUUCAUAAUGAUUAAUGACGAAUAAUAAAUUUUUGGACACAAAAGCGUAUAGGACAUAGGUUAAUUUGUACGGUGUACCUGUUUUUAUUGUUCUGUGAUUUGUACAAAGUUAUACUCUCCUUGUGAGUAUGGUAUUCGUUGGUUAUACUUUUAAAAUCAUUAAUAAUAGUGCUAUACAGCAAAAUAUAAAAUACCAGAAAGGUAUGAAAAGCUCGCGCUCGACUAUAAUUUGAGUGAAUAUCAGUUCUUUGAAAUAUGACGUCUCUUUGCAAAAGUGCUUUUGAUCCUUUAAAAGCGACAGUGUUUUAUAGGUGCAUAAGACACAAAAGUAGUUUAGGCUUAUGGCACGAAAAUAUUAAUACAGAUAUAAAACACAAAAUAGAAAAGCAUUGGGCUAAAGAUGUGACAUGGAAAACUAAACGCGCGGGAAAACCAGUCUAUGUUUUGCCCAUGUUUCCAUACCCCUCUGGAAACUUACAUAUGGGACAUGUGAGAGUAUAUUCUAUAUCAGAUACAAUAGCUAGAUUUAACAAACUGAAUGGAAAUGAAGUCAUACAUCCAAUUGGUUGGGAUGCAUUUGGAUUGCCAGCAGAGAAUGCUGCCAUAGAACGUAACAUCCUACCUCACUCCUGGACAGUAUCAAAUAUCAGUACAAUGAAGGAGCAACUGUUGCAGCUUGGUUUCGACUUUGACUGGGACAGAGAGUUUAGCACAUGUGAUCCGAAAUAUUACAAAUGGACACAGUACAUAUUUCUAAAACUAUUUGAGAAAGGCUUAGCAUAUCAGAGCAGGGCUAAGGUCAACUGGGAUCCUGUUGAUAAAACUGUCCUCGCCGAUGAACAAGUUGAUGAUAAUGGUUGCUCCUGGAGGUCAGGUGCUAAGGUGGAGAAGAAGACCCUCACCCAGUGGUAUAUCAAAACAACCAGAUACGCAAAAUGUUUGUAUGAUGGCCUCGAUAAUAGUGAGUUAGAAAAUUGGAGAGAUAUAAUAAAUUUACAAAGACAUUGGAUUGGGGAGUGUGAUGGAGUAGUUGUGGAUAUGCACCUAAAAUAUGGAAAAACAUCUAAAGUUAUCAAUGUGUGGUCAGCUGAUGCCUAUAAAUUUAUUCACGGGGAGUUCUUAGUCAUUAGACCCGACAAUGUCAUGUUAGAUGAAAUUUCCAAAGAAGAUAGUCUCAAGUGUUAUAAUCCUAUUACUGGUGUAGAAAUACCAGUUUACAUUUCUGAUAAAAUAAUCUACCCAGAAGGCAGAGAGACAUACAUAGCCUGUCCAUCUGUUGAUACGAAGGACGUAAAGAUAUCUGAAUGCCUAAACAUACCAAUGAAGGAAAUAACCAAUAUUAAUAUUGAAAGUGAAAAUAAAAGAGCAAUUGAAACGGCAAUCAACAAGGAUUGUGGAGGUUACCCUGUGAGCUCUAAACUGAAAGAUUGGUUGAUAUCAAGACAGAGGUGCUGGGGCACUCCAAUCCCAAUUAUUCAUUGUCCGAACUGUGGAACAGUCCCUGUCCCUGUUGAUGACCUUCCAGUUGAACUUCCAAAUCAAAGUCUCUCUGAUUCCAAAAGUCUGACCCUGUCCAAUUUUGAGACAUGGACGAAUUGCAAGUGUCCGAAGUGUUUGGGAGAUGCUAAAAGAGAAACAGAUACAAUGGACACAUUCGUUGACUCCUCAUGGUAUUUCUAUAGAUUUUUAGAUCCGUUUAACGAAAAACUACCCUUUGAUUACAAUAAACUUGUUGGAUAUGUCCCUGUGACAUGUUAUAUAGGUGGCAAAGAACAUGCAGUUCUUCAUUUGUAUUAUGCUCGUUUUAUGAGCUACUUUUUAAAUUCGAUCGGCUUAUCUCCUACAAAGGAGCCGUUUAAGAAGCUAAUCGUUCAGGGCAUGGUUAUGGGCCAGUCGUACAAAACAAAGUCCUCGGGAAAAUACCUUCCACCAGACCAAGUGGAGAAACAUGGUAAGGUAUACAAGCAAAAGGGUACCGGAGAAGUUGUGAUAGCUCAGUGGGAGAAAAUGAGCAAAUCCAAACAUAAUGGGGAAAAUCCACAAAGACUUAUCGAAACAUAUGGAUGUGAUACUACUAGACUACUUAUUCUAGCUGAUGUACCUCCUGCAACGAGUAGAAAAUGGUCAGACGCAACACUACCUGGAGUUAUAAAUUGGCAACACAGGCUAUGGUUAACAGUUAGAGAAUUCCUAGAGCACAGAAAUAAUGUUAAGUUGUAUGAAAGUAGCAAUUUAUCAGAGGAGAAAUUUAAGGAGUUUGAAUUAAGUUUAGGGAAUUCUAAAAACUACUUUACUGCUACAGCUACCUACCACUUCAAGUAUACUCAUCAACUUAGUGUGGGCAUAUCUCGGUUACAAAGUUUGACCAGUGCAUUGAGGAACAAAAUACCAGCAGACGUGAUAGCUAAAAGUAAGGAAUAUGAGAUGGCGCUAGCGGCUCUUAUAAUAAUGUUGUCGCCUGUGACGCCCCAUUUCUGCUCAGAGCUCUGGGCGGGUUUUACUUCUGCUCCCCACAAAUUGGGAGAUUCUUUUAUAGACUGGAACACUGGAGUGCUAGAACAAAGAUGGCCGACUGUCGACUCUAAUUAUCCACUAUCAUUCCAGUGUAAAGUUGAUGGAGCAGACAGGUGUGAGCUCAAAAUUGAAGCCUCGAAGCUUCCGCAUUUAACAGAAGAGAAGGCCUUACAAGCCAUGCUACAAGAGGAAUCAGUGCAAAAGACGUUGAGACAUGGUAUCCUGAGGACUAAAUAUGAGCUAUACCCCGAUUGUAGAGCGAUACUGCAUAUUUACACCAACAGAAGUACAGCAACUAAAGCCAAAAAAGACGAACAGUUAGAACAAGCUAAAGCAUAGUUAGUAGAAGUGGAAUGUAAAUAAAGAAGAUGUAUGGUAAUGU